UAUGGAAGCUCCUUUCGACGAGAAAAUAAAUGUUGUAUACCUCGACGAAAGUCGCAGAACUCCUGUGCAUCGUGCUGCUCUGGAUGGUAAGCACGAACAGGUGGAAGAAAAAGUACGAGUCGCCUCUGGACUGGAUGACCAAGAUGAACAAGAAAGGACCCCACUGCAUCAUGCGACCGAACACGGACACAGGAAAGUUUGCCACACUCUGUUACAACAUGGCGCUAACUCUUCUAUUAAGGACAGAGAACACUGGACACCACUAAUGAGUGCAUCAGACCUGGGCAAGGAACAGUCGUGCCAAGAUAUACUCACUGUUAAUCCCGAGACUGAUGACGUGAACAUGGAUGGAGAAACAGCAUUGCAUAUUGCGUGUAGGAGAGGACAUGUGGGUGUUGUCAACCUGCUAAUGGAUUACGGGGCAAGUUUGAAUGUUUGUAACAAAGAUGGUGUAACGUGUUUUGAGACAGCCGCCAGGGCAGGAAGGGGCGAAGUUGUGUUUGCAAUGAUAAAGCAUAAAAGAUGGAUGGAAAUAAUGGAACACAAGGAUAAGAAGGGCCUUACCCCCAUGAAGCUUCUCAUAAAACACUUCCCAGAGAGUGCACAGCUGGUCAUGGAUUACUGCAUUGAUCGAUCAGAGACAGAAAGUUCCGAUGAUCCAAAUUUUACCGUUACUUGCAACCUCCGUUUCCUAGACCCCAGUCCUACUCACACUACUUGCCAGAGAGGAAGCCGUUUCUUUGGACCGAGCACCAUGGUGAAACACGAGCGUAGAGAAUUACUCGAUCAUCCUUUGACACAGGUCUUGCUGAAUAAGAAGUGGUCUUCUUUCGGGCGCUUGGUGUUCUACUUUAACUUUAUGUUCUAUUUUGUCUUUGUUGUCAUGAUUACAGCUUUCUUAAUCCGAUUCAUGCAGAACGGUGACAAAGAAUUGGGAGAUUAUUUUAUUUAUAUAUAUCCAAUAGCAUUUUUACUUAUAGGCGUCCAGUUCACCAAGGAAGUUAUUGCAAUACUUGUCCAGAGGCUUCAGUAUUUCACCACUUUAAGCAAUCUCACUGAAUGGUUACUCUACAGUACGACGACUUCAUUCAUGGUGUCACUUUUCAUUUUCGAUCUGGUAUCUUCGUUUUGCCGCCUCGAGAAGUGUGAUACUGUUUACCCACAAUUCAUCUGGGUGUUGGGUGCCAUUUCGAUUUUCCUUUGCUAUGCGAACCUAGUCUUGGUUCUUCGUCGGUUGAGUCUGGUUGGAAUCUAUGUCACCAUGUUUAUAGAGGUCACUAAGUCGGUUUUAAAAGUACUUCUGAUCUUCUUUGUCUUGUUCUUUGGGUUCUCCAUGGUGUUCUACGUCCUCUUUAAAUCAGAGUCUCUCGUACUUCCUCCACAGGAGUCGGUAUUUAAGCAUCUUGGAUUUGCCUUACUGAAGGUGACAGUGAUGACAAUUGGAGAGGUUGACUUUGAAGGAAGAUUCAUGCGUUCCCAGAAUAUCACAAACGAGCCGACGUCUUCUCAGAUAGCUUCUUUCGUUUUCCUCGGCUUGUUCUUGAUUUUAAUGACAAUUGUACUGAUGAACCUGCUGGUGGGUCUUGCCGUGGGUGAUAUCGACGCAAUCCGCCGCAAUGCUGCGUUUAAAAGAAUGGCUAUGCAGGUCAUGUAUAUCGCCAAGGUCGAAAACAGCUUCCCGAGGUGCAUCUCGCGGCGUUUUCGCCAUCCAGAAGUAACUUUGCAGCCAAAUCGUCGAACUCUGAGGAAGAGGUUGAUGCUUCUUCUUGGAAUGAAGACAUCUUCGGGCUUGGACUUUACUCCUCGCGCCAAAGAAGAACCGUCCCCCGGUGUAGUUUUGGAUUAUACUGAGAUUAAGAAAAAGCUUGACCUUACUGAGAAACGCGUGGAAACAUUGGUUGAUACGAUGGAGGCGCAAAACGCUCUGCUCAGAGAAUUAGUAAAAAAGAUUGAUCCUGGGACCAAGAUGAACGAGAAGAGCAUGGAAAUGGAAGGACCGACUGUGGAACAGGAGUAUGGGAGCACAUCAGCUUCAGGAGAGAAAUGGAUCCUUGACGACCAGCAGCCACAUGAGAUUAAAACACAACCACACUUGUAUAAUUGUGGAAAGAUUACUAACGUUUAGUUAUAUUGAGCAGUGAAAUACUAUCCUAUACUUGUACCAGUGUCAGGUGUGAACACAGCGUUUUCAAUCACGCGGAGAGCGGCUAUGCAGAUGUAUAGAAAGAAAGAAAGAAAUAUCUGCAACGUGGGUGCGAGUGUGCGCUGGUUUAUCCAAAUAAGAAUGAGUAUGGUGAGUUGUUAUGACUGGUGACUGGUCCUACCCAUUUGCAGGGUCGAUGCAAUGCCGGAACAAGAAUGUUCGAGAAGAAUGGUUUCAGAGACAGAAAAAUUCUCUGUCAUAUGUGAAAGAGGAUUCACUUCCAUUUAUGCGUUCUUUUCAAAUUUCAUGUCGCCGUUGAUAGAAGCAAUUGAUGUUAAUGAUAAUGCAUGCGAACAUUUUGGGCAUGCUUAUAUUUGCACUAAUGUAGCACUAUCAAACAGCCCCAAAGAUUUAUCGAUUUCAUAAAUUCCAACUUUUACUCUCUCUCCCGAUUUGCUUGAUAAAUUUAGGCGACAAAUUUUAGAAUUGGUCGCGCAAAACAGAAGUAUGGUUUCCCUGCACUAACUAGUAGGGGCUUGAUUAAUGCAGAAUAAUUAUUGAAGCUUAAAUCACUGUCAUCUUUUCUCCUGCUACACGUCAACCUGUUCAAUGGAAAAAAAUCCUCCUAAAAAUAAACGUUUUAUUGUAAAGCGCAUUAGAGCUUUA
Molecule: messenger RNA, 2809 nt
Organism: Pocillopora verrucosa
Lineage: Eukaryota; Metazoa; Cnidaria; Anthozoa; Scleractinia; Pocilloporidae
Source: RefSeq, a predicted model, not a curated record